AUGGGUAACCAGGAGAAGGCCAGUAGUCAUGGAGUUACGGGGAGAAGGCCACUAGUUUAUAGGCAGGGAGAGGGCAACUUGGUAUAGACCGGGAGUCCUGGGAUGGAGAAGGUCGAUAGUCCCUUGGCUGGUGGACUUGUGGUAACGUGGAUUCAUAUGUUGGAGAUGUGUGGUAAUAUGGAGAAAUGCCAUAUGUAUCGGAUGGGGUGUAUGUGGUAACAUGGAGAAUACCCCUAAGUGGAGGGAUAUAGGGCGACAUAAUGAAGACCACUAGUUCAGGGUUGUGGUGGACAGUGGCUAAUAUGGACAAGGCCCCUUCCUUGUAAGUGGUUGCUGUACAUUGGGUAACAUAAAGAAGAGUUAUAGUUUGCGGGUCUCAUGGUAAUACAGAAUGAUUCUAGUUAUGGGUUGUGUUUUCCAUUUGAGAAGGCCCCUAGCUUUGUCAUGUGUACAUGGGCAAGGCUCUUAGUUAUAGGCUGUAGGAUGUGGGUUAACAUGGAGAAGGCCCCUAGUUUUUCUGAUAUGGGGUAACAAGGAAGUGGCCCCCAAUUGAAAGCUGGGGUUACAAGAGCUGUGGAAAGAUGAGCUUAAACUCUCUAGCCACAUGUAGUAGAGUACAAGUUGAUAUUGUGUUGCGUUAUUGGGCAGUCUCCAAAUGACACUCUAUGUAAAGCAGGAACACUGCUAGGGAUAAGCUGUCGAGCAGCUUAGUUAGUUGCAGAAGCUGAUGCAUAUUAAGAAACAUUAGAGGGCUGUACAGCAGUUAUAGACCAGGGUUUUCCAAACUCUUGCCCUCCACAUGUUGCUGAACUACAACUCCCAUGAUUUGAAUCAAAUAGCCAGAUAAUCAUGUGAAUUGUAGUUCAGCAACAUCUGGAGGACCAGAAUUGAGAACCCUGAUAUAGACUGACGGAUGCAGUGUUGCUGGCAUUAUCCAAUGGAGCACAUUAGGGAAAUGUGUGUAAAAGUCUGUGGAACACAUAAUGGUAAACAGGUUAACAUUAAGGAAUGGGAUUUUUGAAGAUGUGUGGAUGAAUUGGCAAUUAAGGUAAACGGAGGGACAAGAAAUGUGUAAUGGGAUUAAGGACACUUUAUGAUAGUAAUGAUUGAGUUUAGCACCGUGGCUGUAGGUGAAAUACAUACCCGUACUUGGCAGGUUCUCUGGGAAAUGUAGUUCACACACAUCAGGGUGCCAAGAUUGGCCAAUAAAACACCCUGGGUAAUCAUGUUUGUGACAUUUAAUGACAUGGAAAACCCUUUAAUAAUAAACAAAAACUGUAACCUACAUAGUGCACUUUAGAUGUAUGGGAGUAUUGUAUAUUUGUUCAAUAGUAUAAAUCUACCCAAUAGCAAACUGUUACCUUGCCUACAAAUGCACCAAACCGGUUGAGUACCUGAAUUGACCUUUUUAAAGGAACAUUCCAAGCAUCAUAUCUACUUUAGAUCACUGUUAUGGUGUAAUGAUAGUCCUUGCGUUCCCCCUAUUGUAAGGAAUAAUCAGCUGACUCUCUCCGCCAAUGAAUUAAGUACCACAUUGCAGCCUCACCACCAUUGUAAGGAAUCAAAUCUGUUUUGAGGUGUUUAAUUUCUUACCUGGGACCCUCCAUGCACCUCAACUGCCUUUAUAGGGACUCUCCAGUGCCAGGAAAACAAACAAAGUUCAGUGACUUACCUGUAUGCAGGGCCGAUGUCCCUCGGCGCUGGUUCAGGGUCCGCCAACGUCAUCCAGUGGGGGAGACCUAAUGCGCAUGUGCUGCAAUGCCGCGCACGCGCAUUAGACCUCCCCAUAGGAAAGCAUUCAAAAAAGCUUUCAAUGCUUUCCUAUGGGGAUUUCAGCGACGCUGGAGGUCCUCACAUAGCGUGAGGACGUCCAGCGACGCUAUAGCACAAUAUGUGUGGAAUAAACCCUGAAGUGCCAUCUAGUGGCUGUCUAGUAGACAGCCACUAGAGGAGGAGUUAACCCUGCAAGGUAAUUAUUGCAGUUUAUGAAAACUGCAAUAUUUACAGUUGCAGGGUUACGGGUAGUGGGAGUUGGCACCCAGACCACUCCAAUGGGCAGAAGUGGUCUGGGUGCCUGGAGUGUCCCUUUAACUGUUCUGAGUUAAAUCCUACAGUGUAUGGCUUAGCUUAUUGGCUGAGGGUGUCAGCUGAUCGCUUCUUACAAUAGGUGGGCACCAGGGCACUUCUGGCACUUUAACCACUACAGCGAGCUAUUGUGAUGCUUUGAGUGUUCCUUUGCAAACAUCAUAACUACCUUCUACUGUCCUAAAAUAGGACACGAGGCUGUUAAAGGGCCCCUCCAGACCCUAAAUCACUUUAGCUUGAUAAAAAAAAAAAACUUUGUGUGAAGAGUGUCCUCUUUUAUUAUUAUUUUGGAAAUAAUGCAACAGAAAUUUACACAUUAUACUGGUUUCAACCCCACCCUAUCCCCCUUGCUUUUUGAGCAGACAAGUCCUUCCUGGUUUGGUUAGCUAAUUUGCUCAGAACUCAAGAAGCAGCAACUGCCUGGCUUACCAAGACUUCUCAUCGAGCUGCAUUGGAAAGUCUGUGAUUGGACGGUCUGGGCGGGGUUACAAAUGGAGGGCUUUUUAUUUACUUUGUACUCCAGCAGUGGAGUGUCGCUUUAAGUAAGGUUUGAAACCGUAUCUUGGUCCCGCCGAUUGCAUGUGGUAUUCUGACAGAGAAACCAGGUGUCUCUGUAGAAUAAAACAUGGUUGAUGCAGAGCAGCUCAGCUGCCGUUCACUUUGUUAAAGACUGAAUUCAGGGAAUGCUGGCACCUUGUGAGACCAAGCUUAGUUGUCAAGCUGUACUAAACUGUUUGACACCUUACUGUGGGACAGCAUGAGUGCCCUUCUGUCACAAUAAGCACUAUUGGGGGCUGUAGUGGUUAUGGUGCUUGAAGUUUUCAAUUUAAAGGGAUACUGAAACCCUCAUAACCACUUUAUCUCUUUGAAAUGGUUAUGGUGUUCCUGGUUCAAGUAAACUGCCUGCUAUCUAUGGUAUGGUUUAAAGCAGAGCGUAACUAACUUUUUAAAAAUAUAUAUAUAUAUUUUUUUUAAAUUCUGUUAAACUGUUCAGAAACAUUUUAAGUGUCCAUGGACUCCAGGCACCAUAAUCUCUUAAAUGAAUGCAAUCUGGGAGCAAGGCACGUAAAAGCACACGGACUGUGGUGGAAUAGUCGUCGUUUUACUUACAGGCUGAAAAGCUAUACAUCAGUAUAAUUGCAAGCACAGUGCGUAGAUCAAAUUGUAUCUUCCACCCCAUGGUAGUAUCAUGCCAUUUUUAUUUAUUUUUGUGACUGUGAGGAGGAAAGGACUAAAUAUUGACUGUAACUAAGUAAAGCAAAUGCUACCCCAGAAAUUGACAGGUUGAUUAAUUGAAUACUACAAGCAUCAUAACCUGGCAUCUCUUGGCACCAUCCCACUGUAUGCUGUAUAACCAUUUGCAAACUGUGAGGUUCUGCACUGAUACAGUAACUAAGGUAUAAGAUCAUACUCUGUAUUUUCUAUAUAUAUAUAUAUAUAUAUAUAUAUAUAUAUAAUUUUAUUUUAUUAUUUUUUUUUAUUUUUUGUUUGUUUGUUUGUUUGUGAAUCUUAACACAACACAGCCAGGUAAUUGUCAAACCAUUUGUAACAAUCUGACAGCUAACUGGAAUAGUGCGACUGUACUACUGGCACUAUAACCACUGUAAUGAACUGUAGUGGUUAGGGUGAUUUUACGUGAACUAAGACCUAAAUAUUAGGAAGCAAAGGUGUUGUAAAAAUGUAUAGGGUGGGGUCUUUUCUACUUACCCAUUUUACUUUAGGUAUUAUAUUGCAUAGAUUUAAGACACAUCGCAGCUUUCACACACUGCCUUAGAGCAAUCUGCUCAUUACAAUAACUUGAAAUAGAUGGUAGCAUUUUUUUAUUUUUGGUUUUGUUUGCCACGUGAGAUGCUAUAGAGCCUUUCAGUAGCCAUGAUAGCUGGCUGUGAAGAAUUUGGCAAUGUCUGCACCCAAAGGGUUUUGUUUUUGAUUGCAAGAUUUUUAAGUAUAUUUUCUAUUUGCGGAAGUUUCUAUUUUUUUAUUAUUAUAUGAUUAAUGCAAACAGUUGUAAUAUAACCUCCAACUGAUUUUUUUUUUUUUUUUUUUUUUUAAAGCAGGCAGUCUGCAUGGUGAACUUGCUCCAUUGCGUGGACAGCCAUGACUUCCGGUACAAGUUCCAUGUGCUGUGUAUUGUGCAUUUAAGUCCUAGAAUCCAAGCUUUGCAUAUUGUCCUCUAAAACUGCGCAUGAAUCAAAGUGCUUUGGAUUCUAGUGCUUCGGUAAAAUAGUUUGGCAAUUUCACGGUUUGUCAAUCUUCUUUACCACCUCUCUACAAUACAUCUCUACUUUUUGCAUCAACAAUGGGUGACCUUCUGAGUUUGACUACAUUGAAAUCAAGGUGAUUUAUUGAAAGUCGCAUACCUCUUCAAAUUUGUUCAUUCUGUAUAAGCUGUGCAAUAUUAGAGCAUUCAGAGCCAUGAGCCUAGUUCCCCAAUUGCAAAGUCUGCAUGAGAAUAAACAUUUGGAGCUUAUUUUAUUUGUUUGUCUUGUAUGACACUUGAAAUUCGGCAAGUCUAAAGUUGACUUCAAACUGCUGGUGAUGUUCACCUGUGUGGCCAUAUAUUCUCCAGUUAGUCCAGCUAUAUUUUGUAGUGUAGCAAUUAGUAAAUGGGGAGUUAUACACUCAAAGAUGUGUUAAGGUUAACUUUGUGAAAUCUUUUACACGCGUAUUCAUAAUGCAUGUCAGUUGGCAUCUUUGACAAAGAAUUCAGUAACCGAUAUCUUUAGGAUUCUGUUUGCGUCUUCUAAUCAUUGAUUAAUUUGGAGAUUAUUUCUUAAUAGCCCGCAACUUGAUCUGUGAACUUGGGUCACCUUAGGAUUUUAUGGCUAAACCUCAGUAUAUCAUCUCCCAUGUUACAAUGCCACCUUUUGAAAUGCUGUGAUUUUAAUAUAGCACUUUGCCAAUUAGGUUAAUUGAUUAAUGCAAUGGUAGUUUAUUUAGAGAAUUAGGGUGAAACUUUAGCAGAAGCAUUAAAAUAAUUAUAUAUUACUCGAGCAAUGAAGAUGAGCUUGGUAACCUGGAUUUGUGAAUUAGAUUUCCCUUCAUACUCAGUCACCUUGAUUGUUUCCUGCCUUAAAGGGGCUACUUCAAGCACCAUAACCACUUAAGUGGUUUGAACUGGUCAUGGUGUUUGGAGUAACCACUUGGACUGUUUCAGUAUGGACUCCUACAGCAAUGUCAUUGGUGCAUGAUUAGUCAGUCCUGAACAAGUCCAGGUUGGCUAAUGUCAAAUCUGAGCAGACUGGAUUGGCCUCCAACAUCUGCAGAAGCAAGUUGCACGUCCCCAGACAUAGAGGUGCAUUGUAACAUGGUGGAGAUCAGGGUAAGAGGGCAAACUUAAUAAACCGUUUACCCAAUAACCAGGGCUGGGUAUUCCUGUAAUCUUCACCACUACACAGCACUCCUUCAAGCACUCCUUUAAGAGGUCGUCUUUGGCGGGUAUAAUUGACAUACUUGACAUAGAAGUGCCUGUUAUGAAGUGGCUGAUAGAUUGGGGCAUGAGAUUUAGAUCAGUACAUUUUCUAGCAAUCCUGCUAGCACGUUGUAGUGCUGAAAUGCAAUGCUUUUUAAUUUCCAUAAGUUUGCUGUCUGCUUGACCGUUGCGUUACAGGUAUUGCUGCAGGUACCACGGCUGUUUUCACCAUCUCCCACAGCCAGAUAUUAUUUACAUCAUUCUAACUGGUCAGUAGGAAUUGACUUUUGCAUUCAUCAAAAUGGAACCAAAGCUGUGUGCUAUGAUUUUGAGGGUUCAUUACUGUUUGCAGCGGCACCCUACUUUAGAGGGUUUAUUAAAUCAAAGUAUACUAAAAUCUAAAACUGGUAACAUAGCUCACAACUAUGAUUAUCUUGUCCAGGGCUUCAUGACCGUUAUCCAUGAGAACUCUUGCAUCAAACAGGACUUGUAAUUAGUUGUAAGAUGCACAACAAAGUGUUUGAUUUUUAUCUGUAUGGUCUUUUUGUUUUGAGGUUCUCUUCCUGUUUAUUUCCAAUUUCUUGGUUAUAUUUGUUGUGCGUAUGAAACACUGUUCUUCCUAAACCACUUUACAUUAAACUGGAGGACAGUACCAUUGCUUUAUCCAUUGCAGGGUGAUUCCCAUAAACGUACUAUGUGUCUAGGAUUCCUUCCCCCCCACCCCUGCAGAUUACAUUGUUAUUCUGUUCCUUAAAGGUGUACUCUGAGCACAAAAUCAUUCUGUACUGGUUCUGGUGCCCGUGAUGCCUUGGCACCAUCCAAUGGUAAGAUGUCAAACUGUUUUAAAACUUGCCUUGCUCCUUCAGGUACAUUGAAUACCUUAGUCCUUGUGGUCUUCGGAGCUAUCGCUACAGUGAAAUUUCCCAUUAUCUUUAGCAAUAUCAAUUUUGACGUUAUUGGAACUUAAUUUCCUGGGAGCAGGAGCUGACACUUGAACGAUGUGCAAAGUAGCACAAAAUUGACAUUGCUAAUGUAUGAACUAUCACUAUAGCUUAUCGUUGCAGACUGACCCGGGUGAGUGUCACGUCUUUUGUGAAUGGUUUGACAUCUUACUGUGAGAUUGCGCCAUGGCACUGCGUGCAGCAUAACCACUACAGAGUGUUUUAAUGGUUGUGGGCUAAGAGUAGCCCUUUAAGGUAAAUCCAGUGACCUAAGAUUGCCCUUUACCUUGUAACUGCAUUACAGGUAGAAUGUGCCUGCACAGCAAUCGUGUAUAAUUAUAUACAAGCAAUAAUUAUAUACCAUCUAUCAUUUUUGCCUUAUGAGUUUAAUCGGGUUGGCCAACAGGUAAGCUCUCACAUUUUGAGCUACAACGUGAUGCUUGGGAUAGCAUCAUAGGUAUUGUGUAGUUCUACAACAGAUGAGGGUUUACUUUUUGGCUAAUCCUGAUCUAUCUUAGAGUGAACCAAAUUACAUAAACUGAUAGGAAAAAGUCUUUAAAAAAAAAAAAAAAGUUAUAAAGAGUGGCAAAGCAUUGUGGGUGUUGUUCUACAACCACGUGUUGGUCACACUUGAUUUUGAUGAUGGAGCAAUAAACUGUUUUAUUAAUAACUAAAUUGCAGAGAGAUUAAAUUACACUAGAGAUUGUAAAUCUAAUUAUGUUUAUGUAUAUUUUUUUUAUUUUUUUCAAACAUCUGGGUGAACAGACUCUCUGCGUCAUUUCUUAAUCAAACCCUUCAAAAGCAAGUACCUCUUGGUCGCUGCUAAAACACUGAAUCACCGCUCUUCCUCCCAUUGCAUUUGGAUUCAUUAUUAAUGCAAGUAUUUCCUUGUUUCUGUUACGUUCUGAAGUCACUAAAACAUUAUGUGCUCCUUGGAAUCUAGCUCCUAAAGGUAGGAUAUAGAGAAUCAAAUAGGUGGAUGUGAAAUUGAACAAAAUCAUAUGUAAUGGUUCCAUUAGGGGACACUCCAGGCACCAGCCCAGCUUAAUUGCAUCUGUAUGUUUUGGCCUCUAUUCUAAUCUUAAUCUUUAGUUUUGUAUCUCAGCAUAUCGCUACUCCAUAGUCAUGGCUUUUUCACAAACCACCUUCAUUAGAACUCCUGAGUAUGUACACAGCUUGGCCAAUGAGAGAUCAGUGAGAGCUGAGCUGCUUAUAUGACUCUUCCACACAGCCAAUCAUGGUCUUCCUAUUCUCCAUAUGAAAUACUAAACAAAAAAGUAAACAGCGAUGAUGAUUUAUUUAUAUUUAUUUUUGCUUAAAGGGACACAAUAGCCACCAGAACAACUACAGCUUAUUGUAUUUUUUCUGGGGAGUAGUAUCAUUCUCUUCAGGCUUUUUGCAGUCAAGACUUUUUUCAGAGAAAAUGCAGUGUUUACAUUACAGCCUAGGGAUACCUCCACUGGCCACUCUUCAGAUGGCUGCUACAGAUGGUUUCUGGGGUAGUGUUGCACACUGCAGCACUGACAUUUAGUGGCUCCACCCUUUGCAUGCAGACACUGAACUUUCCUCAGAGAUGCAUUGAUUCAAUGUAUCUCUGAUGAAAUGCUGAUUGGUAGGGCAGCAUUUGGUUUGUGCUGACUCAGCCCCUGAUCUGCCUCCUUGACAGUCUCAGCCAAUCCAAUGCUUUCCUUUGUAAAAGCAUUGCGAUUGGCUGAGAGAAUCACUUCUGAUGUCAGUCAAGCAGGCAGAGCCAGCAGCAGCAGACUGAAAUUAAAGUAUGAUUUGACUAUAUUUAGGGGGGAGGAGGGGCAGGGGGUAGAUGGUGUUUUUAACAUUAUAUGGUCAGGAAUACAUGUUUGUAUUUAUGACCCUAUAGUGUUUCUUUAACUCGAUAAUAUGGAGGAUUUACAAGAAUAUCACAUAGUAGGCUAAAAUAGCAGAAUUUAAAAAAAGAAAUACUCCAUUCCAUUGUUUUCAGUUGGGAUAUUUUGUUCUGAAACUUGUAGUGACCAUGUAAUUUCUCCAUAUUGUGUAAUAUUUCUUGUGGAAUACCAUGUUCACUGUUGGAAUACAUGUGAGCUGAAAGGGAAAAUAACUACAUUUAUGGCAGGAUGAUUGCCAUUGUAGACUGAUUUUUCACAUCCAUGAUAUUUAUAUUUCAGUUUAUGUAACAUUGACUCGAUUCAGACUGUAUCUGAAUAGGCCUGUACAAAUGUCAUAGACAAUGCCAUUCUUAACCCAUGCUAUGAAAUGCAUUACAUUCUUUUAUCAUACAGCAAUGGUUGCUCUGGCUCUCUGAAUUCAAGUCUCAUCAUUCUUGAACAGCGUCAUAGCUUAAUGGGGAAAAGUAUAACCAAAAGCCCAGAACUGUUGAGUAUUAUAGUUAAUUUGGUUUCACUAAUGAAAGACUAUUGUGGCAGAAGCAGCAGAGAUCUUCAUUAACAAAUCUUCCACGAUUAAUUAUAUAUUGCUGGGUUUCAGGUUCCUUUCAAAUUCAGUAGCAGUUAGAUACAGUCAUUCUAAGUGUGUGGAAAAGCCACAGGACCAUACCUUAAAAAUCUUUCUUUCCAAAAACAAAUCCUAAUAACAGUGAGUUCUUACCAGUCAGCCACAUUUACCUCUGCAACUAAUCUUUCAGUAUUUUAUAGAGAAUUCUUCCUCGACUCCUAAAUAAAUCUAACUCUGAAAUUCUACAAACCUCUUUGCAUACAGGGUUAUUUAAUGUAUAAUACGGGUUACUUUAUUUUCUAUUUUACUUAAAUAUAUAUAUAAAAAAAAAAAUCUUGAAAGUUGCCCUUUACUUAUUCUGUAAGAAAGGGACUUGAAAAAUAGUCUGUGACCUCCUUGAUACAUAAUAACUUUCAAAACCUUUAGUAAAAAGUGUUUUAACCUUCAAGUAAAUUAUUUGCCUUUCUACACAAGUGCUGCAGUACGAACCACCUGGAUGUGGAUGGCAGAAAAUAGUUUUAUUUUCUUAAAAAUUAAUGUUUGUUUCUCUUAAAGGCUCCUCUGCUUUUUUUUUUUUUUUUUGCAGGUAACUGUUUCUCUUAAAAGGAUCCUCCUAGGCUGUCCACUAGGAUGAGUACAGCUGUAUCGUGACCUCAGGGACCUGGUGAGUAGUGUUUGAUGUUACUUAAUCAAAGAUGAGGGGGAAAAAAAAUCUGCAGUGUUCACUGAUUUGUACGAGCUAGAAACAGUAGCCUCUGUAAUCCUCCUUGCCUGAGGGCCUUGCUAUAAAAUGAAAAUUUUUAAUUGCAGGGAAUUGGUACUGGUAAAUCUCUGCAAAUAAUUACCAGGUACCGCAUGUUUGUAUAAGAUGUGUAUCUACUCCAGGUAAUAGAGCAACACGUUUACGGUUGUAAGAAAGUAACAGGUUUGCCGCACUUGUUACGUUUUACAUGGCAGUUUAUAGAUUGCUUUUGCUGUCCUAUGUUUCUUUUUGUUAAUGGAUCUGAUGAGCUGUGCAUGUGUUGGAAUGCUAGAUUAGCAAACUGUACUGUGUUCACGGGCCAAGAUUUAGCGAAUGACGAGGAGGUUUAAUGUAUUUUCCUCUAAGCAGUAUAGUGAAUAAUGCCAUCCUGUCUGGUAUUGAGGCACUCUAGGUAUUCAAUAACAAACAUUUGUAAUCUUAUUUUGUGUCGACUCAUGGUAUUAUAUAAUACUGGGCUUCUUAAACAAGCACUCUAAGGGCAUUUAACUGCCAUGAAGUUACUAAAUUCUCAGAACUGUUCCCUCAAGACCACAGGCUCUCAGAAGCAUUGAUCUAGUACAGGGGUUCCCAUCCCAGUCCUCAAGUACCCCCUAUCAGUCCAGGAUUUAGGAAUUCCCUCGUUGCUACUUGAGGACUGGGUUGGGAAUCACUGAUCUAGUAUACUGUACAAGAUGUAUUGCACGGUGUGGGUUAAAUGUUUGUUUGGGGGCUGGUUGGAAAAAUGAUAUUGAGUAGAUUGAUGCAUGUUUUUGUCACUCUCAAUAUAUAGAUCAACGCAGGGCUCAAAAAGUCCUAAACUACUAGCCAGGCCUUACCACUAUGCAGUAAUACGUAAGAAGCCUGUUUAGCCAGCCUGCCCCUAAAUCGCUUGUAUAGCGUCAGACAGGACACCUUCUUCCAGCUCCUUGUCUACUUCAUAUUGAAGGCUUUACUGUUAUGGUGUUGCUAUAACUGCAAAAGCUAAGGAAGUCAGAAGAAAUUAAAUAGAAAUAACUUUUCCAAUCAUUCACUGUGAUAGUAACUGCCUACUGGGCUGGAGAAAAGUAAGGAGCAGUGGGGUUCAAGAGUCUGGACCUGAGGGUACCCUUCUAAAUGGCUGACGCUGCCAGGUGGUGUAACCUCAAUGUCGAAGACUGCAGAUUCAAACGGCACUGAGAACUUUCAGUGGGGGCCAAUGAAUUUCCACUCGCUAGUGGGCAAGUUUAAAUUUUAAGCCCUGGACUCUGUAUUUAUAAACGCUGUAGGGUAAAAGAAAUCGUUAGGCAAAAUGUGACACCCUAGUUUUAUUGCAUGAUCUAGUUUAGGGCUCUAAAUUUUCUACAGCCAUUGGUAAGUGAAGAUUCAGCCCUGGUGAGUGCGCCAUUGACUCUCCAGGCUUUCAGUGGUGUGUAACUUAAGGUCUGGCUAGUAGUAUAGGGUUUGAAAUUUUAAGCCCUGAUUUAUAGAUUGCUCAAAAUAUCAAGCUCUGCAAUGCUAGCUGGGCCUAUGUUACUCUCCACUGCAAGCUUAGCACCCAAACCAGGCAUUAAUUUCUGCUUGCCAGGGCCGGAUAUUCACUUGCCGGUGGCUAGUAGAGAGGGGAAAUCUGAAUCUGUGAUAGAAAUAAUGCAUUAAAAAUAUAGCAAGUACCUGCUCAGCUGAGAGGUGAUGUCUGCAUUAACAGGCAGACCUCUCCCCUCGCCAGGAUGAGGUUGCACAAUCCGGAAACUCGCAUUCUGCUGUUUGGGUUGGGGUCUAAUUUUAUCACAUUAACACCUGUUCAGCAUCUCUAGUAAAUAAAUACUGCUGGAGGGCUCUGUAUUUUAAUUUUCUUUGUUUUUAUACCUAUAUUUUGGUCAACCCUGCUCUAAAGGCUUCCGUAUCGACUGAUUUCUCACUCAAGUCGAAUGUAACAAUGAUACUGCAGCUCAGUGUUCCACCAUAGAGAGAGGGUGACAGCAGGGUUCCAUCUUUUGGGACUAUCUUUCACUGUGCCAAGCAGCAAGAACUUUGCAAUUGCUGCUGCUUAGUCUGAUUGCCCCGUGCCGAUUUUAGCCAAUUUGGCUAAAAAUUUGCCAUUUUGGUGGCCACAACAGGGGGCGGAGCCGGCGCACCUGCGUGGCGCUGGAGAUAAGGUGAGUUUUUUAAACUUUUAUAUGGGAGCUAAGGGGGGGGGCAAGCCACUAAAUGGUGGGUUUAGCACUAUAGAUACAUGUUUCUGUUACUGACCCUAUAGUGAUCCUUUUAAGGGACUUCAGCGGUCCAAAAAUUCACCCCUGAUUUUUUUUAAUUCAUUGAAAUCUGUAAUUUUUAUUUUUUUAUUUUUUUUUAUUCCCAGUGUGCCCUGGCGAUGCACAGCGUUCCCUCUGCAACGAGCGACACAUGUCCGAAGAAUGCUGGAACUGCAGGAGGGGAGAGUCCACUUCAACAAGAGAGAGCGCAACAAAAAGGAAAAAGACGAGCAAAACGACAACACUGACACAAGCACUUCGCAGAAAGCUCUGAGGAGCCAUUUAAAGACCCCAAGCCCUCCAAAGAACUUGGCAAGCCCCACUGCGUCUGUGACCGCGUGCUCGGGAUCUCUGUCAAUGCAUUCCAGUAACCCCAAAGUCCGCAACUCCCCAUCAGGAAACGCACAGAGGUAUGGAAGGAAAUGUCUGUUACAACACAUGGUCACUUGCACCAAGAAUGAGUUUUCAAAAAUCCCUAGUGCCCUCCUCACUAAAACUGCUGCUCAAUGAAUCCCUUGAGCAUUGUAGCUUGUCCUGUCAUCUCCAGGGAGUUUAUUUGUUAAGCAGGGAAUUGUGAACAGUUGUCAGGCAAAUUCUAAAUGUUGGGCUAAAAUAGCAGAACUAAAUCUGAGAAUGUUUAAACUUUGCUAUUGGGGCCUAAAAUGUGCCAUUUGUUAAUUCUUCACAAAUCUCAGUUUGCGUAAACCCGAGUGUUUAGAUCCUGAUGUAAUUGUACACUUUUUAAAUUUGUUUAAACUUGAAAUUUUUCUUAAUUGAGCCAUUUUUAGCCUAAAGUUGUACUCGGCAGUUCUAAACCUGCUGGAGUUUAUAGUACUGUGUAUUUUGCUAAAUCAGGUUUGACUGACAACCAGUUGUGUUGAGACAGACCAUCUUUAGUAAGUUGUGUUUGUGAAUAAUGUGACUGAAAUAUCAUUUAUAGAGCGUUGCCAAGCACACAGUGUUGGACACGGUAUAAAGUCAGUGCCAGUUUCUACAGAUGCCUGGAACAUUUUAUUAACCAUUCAUGUGUUUACCUAGGAACUUGAACAGUUGUGUGUUUGCAGAGGUAUAUGUUAUGUUUUAUACAUUUUCUGAAAGAGACCUUGCCAUUAACAUAUUUGUAGAGUCCAGUCCAAGGAGAGCCUUCCAUAUUGUGUGCACACACUGCAUGUGCAGUAGGUUCAAUCUUGGAUAAGGCCAGCUUAAAGGAAGUGUUGCUGGUGGACUAUCCUAUAAUGACAGUGCUUUUUCUAAAUCACUAUAAGCUACUAUCAGAGAAUAAAAUUAUAUUCGAAGUCUUGAGUUCUAUGAGAAGUUGGUUUACCUCCAUGCAGCACCGCAACAUGCAUCCGUCAAAGACAGCAACUGCAAGUUAAUCAAACUCUUGAAUUGCUCUUCAUAUAGAUGAGAAAAAAUAACCCUUGCUUUGUAAAAUGCAUUGUUUGACUAGCUGCCACUCAGGAAUUGAUCAGUUUGAGGUAUGGAUCAGUGGCUCAUACAUUUGCUGUAAAGCACUGGCUUUCUAUUUUGUCACUCCAGUGCAUCUGGAGAAAAAAAAUGCAAGUCUGUAUUGCAAGCUGCAUGUAUUUGUGUACUGCUUAGUUAUUGAUCCACAACCUUGGAUGUCUUAAUCUUACAGUAGGGUCCCAGUGAACGGUGUUCCCCGUGCAGCAGUGUUACUCUGUCAUUGAUCCCACCUGUUACGGGGCUUUGGUUUGUGAUAGCACGGUUUAUUUACUCUGAGCAGAACUUAUUGUUUCUCAUCUCUGUGUACAUAGCAACAGACUGGUUUAUUGACAGAAGCCGCUGUAGUAGGAUUUCAUGUGUUCCAACCAGUCCAGCACUGGCCCAUGGUUGCAGAAUCUCACCUUGUUGUACAGAAUAACAAUGGUUGUUUCAAUCUAUUUAAAUUAUGUGUAAGUGGAGAGUGGACUCUGGCGUCUGCAAGUCUAUGUCCAACUGUACAUGCCAGCACCGUGUCUUGUUAUAUAACAAAGUGUGUUUGUGUAUUGUGCAACCUUUCUCUAACUGUUGAUGAUAUUCUCAGCUGGCCGUGACAGGGAAGUAAUAAAGUACUUGUAAAAGUUCUCAUAUUUAUUCUCACUCGCUCUGUGGACUGCUUAUAUUGGCCACAUAUUGCAUGCGUGUUGUUAUGGUACUUUGCUGCCUCUCUGUUAACUCUUUGUUUUACGGGAACUAUUAUGGCAAACUAACGUCCAGUAUCUUGUAACAUAUAUUCUUUUUUUUUUUUUAAACUUAGAGACACCUAGACAGGCUGUUUGUUUUGUCCAGAAUGUUCAGGAAACAGUAGCUCAUACUGGAGGAUGGAGAAUUCCACCGUAACUAAAAGAAAAAUAUAAAAAAAAUUAUAUAUAUGUUCUUGUCCCACUUGUAUCAAAUUCCCACUGUUGUGGUUUAAAAAAAAAAAUGUAUAUGAUUUGAUACAAGUUGGACAGGAACAUUUUCAAGGGUCAUAGCACCGAAGAGGUUGGAUGCAUUAAACAUACAGAGAUUUGUGUAUGUAGACUUAAUCAGUGGGGGAAGAUGAUUAGCUGAAAAAAUGGAUAGUUGGGAUAUGAUGUUUGUGAAAAGAUCAAUAAAUUCAGGUCACAGUUCCUCGUAUAGAACGGGAAAGGACAGUGUGAAAAGUCCCAUAGUAGCAUGGGAGGAGGUCUGGCACCACCGCUCAGUUUGCUUCUUUAUUUAGUAUGCCAGUGUGACAGGCUUGUGACAUUGGUUUACUAAAAAAAGCUUUCAAGUGAGCAGAUGUGCCAGACCUCUUCCCUUACCACUGCUAUGGUUAUUGAGGACCUGCCUGACCUCUGUCCCUGGCACCUGCCAGCAUUUGCCAAGCGCACAUGUGGAUGAUCACUCCGCAAAAUAUUCCGGUAUGUGCUUGUGGGAACCUUUCUCUCGGCUGUAGAACAUAAUCUUCUCUCCCUUUAACCUCUUAAUUACCAGGUGUGGGGCAAUAACCUUUUUAUUAUGACAUAAAUGGGAUGGUAUUGAUCACCAUUGAGCGAUGGUAGUAGUCACAGAUGAGGAUUCUUGUAGAGGGAUUCCAGAGAGAAUGCACAGCCCUACAGUUGUGGUGGUGAUAGUGAAUGGAUUUGCAUUUGGCUUAGCAUGUACACUGCCAUUUAAAAUGACAUGAAUACAUCCACCUCCUAGAUAGUCAUCACAAAUAACUCAUUAAAAGGUUACUUAGGUCACAGAUACCUCUUUAUCCUAAUGAAGUGGCCAGGGUGCAGUAGUCCUAUAAUUUUUACUCUGUAAUAUAAAACAUGCAGGGUUAUACACACCUCUAGUGGCUGUCUUCCAGGCGGUCACUAGAUACUCUUUUGCUACUCUGCUGACUGAGUAAAAGUCGCAUGUGAUGUUGCAGUUCAUUGGAAUCCGCUUCAAGAACAUUGGCUUGGACCAGUGAUGGGAAGCAAUUCUUCUUUAACGUUGCACAGAGGGAGUCUCUGUGCUGAAAAAAGGAAGUGAAAACAUGUUUUUAUUUAUUUUAUUUUUCCUCUAACUAAAUAGGGAUUAGUCACUAGAGAAAGCAAUACAUGAUUAUUAGUGAUGUCCCGAACGGUUCGCUGCGGACUCAUCAUUGAGUAAACUUUGACCCUGUACCUCACAGUCAGCAGACACAUUCCAGCCAAUCAGCAGCAGACCCUCCCUCCCACCUCCGGGACAGCUCACUAAGAAUGCAUCUUCACAAUGAAUGUAAAAUGGAUGCUGUCCAGGAGAUGGGAGGGUCUGCUGCUUAUUGGCUGGAAUGUGUCUGUUGACUGUGAGGUACAGGGUCAAAGUUUACUCAAUGAUGAGUCAGCAGCUAACCGUUCGUGGCGAACCGUUCGGGACAUCACUAAUGAUUAUAUUCCGAACUCUAUAGUACUCCUUUAAACAGAAAUAGCCUACAGUUGACAUAGUCUAGCCCUGUAAUUCUCUCCUGCAUAUGUAACUGGACUGCCUUGCAGACUCACAAAGUGAUCAGUGAGGUCAGCAUGUGUCAGGAUGUUUUACAUGGUGCAUCAUGUUUCUCUUUGUAAUGAGAAAUGGAAUGAGAAUUUGUAUUGAUUGCUAUUUUAUUUCAUGCUUUCUUCCAUAAACGCAUAGUUUGAAGUGAUACUGAAAACACUACAGCUUAUUGCAGUAGUUUGAGAACUUUGCUUGCGGUCUCCAUCCUCCGGUUUUCUAUCUGGCCUCUUUUUAGAGCAGUUUGACAAACAUCUCUCCCCAGCAUACUUGGGUGGUCCCUUAGCAGCCAACCUGAAGUGAAAAUUACAUUUCUGCACUCUUUGUACAAAUCUGCCCACCCUUUGAUGGCAGUAGUUAGCGUAGGGCACUGUGGUUAUAGUGCUUACAAUGAACUUUUAUCACCACUGGCAGUAAGAGGUGUAUUAUAUUCAUCAGGCCCCAGGGCCUUGCCCACAGUAAACGGUUUACUGUAGCAGCACUGCAUUUUCCAGUGCACUGCAUUUUUUUGAUGGAGGGAAGUUCUAAGGUGUUUUUGCACAAUUCUGAUGCUUUAAAUACGGUUCAAGAUUGUUUGUUUCUCCGAGUUAGGUUCCCAUUUGAUAAAUAAGUUGCUAACUUAAAGCCAGACCUGUAAUUUAGGUCCAAGUGAAAAAAGUUUUAUAAAACCACACUAUAGCUUGUUGAGUGCCGUUGGUGCGGAGUAGCCUGCAAACAUGAGUUUCAACAACAGACUAGGGAUUUAAUUUGUCGUGUUCUGUGGCUCUCUCUCUGCUGUCAUUGGAGUCUUGAUGCUACCUCUUAAUCUUUACAUGUUAAUUCGCUUCCAAUUGCUCAAGUUUAAUGCAACUUUAACUAGUUAAAGCUUUUAGAAAGCACCAAAAAGUCCAUGUUUAAAGUAGGGCAAUUGCGAGGAAGGAAAAGAUAUACAUGCACUGAUCCAAAACAUAUCUGAUUGGGGUGGUUUGGUUUUAUUACUUUAUCAUUUAUUCCAGGUCACAAGGUACUUAUUUAAUUUGUUCUUGAUAACUGCUCUAAACUGUGCUGGAAAACAUUGCCUUUUAGGACCAAGUUUGACAAAUUAUUGCGCUAGAAGCCUUAUAGUUUGAAACUGAUUUUCUGCAGGAAAUUUCUAAUUGCAUUCUGAUAAUUAUUGAUGUGUGUCAUUGUGACAAGACCCUUAUUUACUCUCUCCAUUCUUCUUUCAGUAGCCCAAAAUCGAAGGCGGAGGUUAUGGUACAUCCUCCUUCCGUGAUGUCUCCAUCUGGCAACCCCCAGCUGGACACCAAGUUCUCCAGCCAGGGGAAACAAGGAAGCUCUGCAAGCCAGUCACAAGCAUCCCCUUGUGACCCAAAGAGUGGCAACCACACCCCCAAACCGCUGCCUGGACCUGGAGGCAGCAUGGGACUUAAAAAUGGGGCAGGGAAUGGAGCCAAAGGGAAAGGAAAAAGGGAAAGAAGUAUUUCUGCCGAAUCGUUUGAUCAGAGAGACACAGGAACUCCCACUACAGACUCGGAAAUGAAAGGUAAGCGUUGUGUUGUAACCAGAUGGGAACUGAAAACUGACUGCAGGGGAAUGUUAUUCAUUAGUAGUGGACUUCAUACAUCUAAUUUAGCCUGGCAUGCAGAGCUUACUCCUAAAUCUUCUUGUACACCAGACAGUACCCCAUGUUAGCACCUCCAACAGUCAUAGGUCAAUCUAUUACAUCAAACAAAGGAAUACUGAUCCUCGCUUUUAAUUCUAACACGGUCUACCCAUGGUGCUCUAUGCUAGCUAAUUUGCAUUGUAUGCCAGGAUGUGCUAGAACAUUAAUUUCGAUGUGCAAAGGAGUUUAUUUUGACAAGCAGUACCUGCAGUUAGUAGAAGUGGCAUUCAAAGUUUGAUAAAUCACUUGGUUCUUUUCUGCUGCCAUCUUGUGUUCUUUUGUGAAUUUGGUGUAUUCUUGCUUCAUGUAUGUCAUCAUUUAACUGUGUUGCUCAUUCAUGAUAGUUGGCUGUGUAAGAAGUUUCUCACAGACGUGUCCUUUGUUUUGGUUAAUGAACCAUAAAAAUGGCAUGUGAAUGGCAAUCACGCAAGUCUGUCUUUACUUAAAGUGGACCUAGAAGGCCAAUCACCAGUGUCUGAUGGGAACAUCUGAAUCUACCUUCUUUCAGACAGUCUGCUAAAGUUGAAGAUCAGUAAAUUAAAAACUGUUUACACAUUGACCUGUUCGAAUCUCAUUCAUACAUGUUCUAGUAAUGUGCAGCUGGGUGUCUCCUGACCAUGGUGUAUCGCAUACCAUCUAAGGCCACUUGCAGGGGAUUUAUGCUGCCACAAGGUUACUUCCAUGUUGGUGGGUAGAACUUCCAAAAUCCGCAUAGUGGAGGUGACAGCGUGAUCCGCGAGCUAGGAGAAACCAGCCUUGAUCAGUCACAGUAUGAUCACCAGUGUAACUGAUCUCCACACACCAUUAAAUAUCACAGUGACUGACAUGAAUCUGUAGCUGUCAUUGUGUACUGCAAUUAACUCUGUAACUUAAAGGGAUACUUUAAGCACCAAAACAACUUUAGCUCAAUGAGGCAGUUUUAGUGUAAACAUAAUGCCCCUGAAGUUUCUCUGCUCAAUUAUCUGCCAUUUAGGAAUUAAAACACUCUUGUUUCUGUUGCCCUAGCCACAUCUCCGCUGUCAGUGACUCUCACAGCCUCAACGACAAAAAUGGUUUCAUAUUCAACGAUCUUGCAGCACAGUAUGCUUACUGUGCUGUAGAAGUUCCUAUCUCCCGUUCUGUUAAUGUAACUUUAAUCAUACACAGGAGGCUUGUGCAAGCGCGCUUCUGCUUCUAGAAGUGGUUGUGGUGGUAGGUAUCUGCAUGUGUAGCCUUUCUACUUGAAUAUUUGGAGCCAUAUAAACCAACGGGACACAUGAUGGAACUCCUGUUCCAGGCUGCCUAAAUGCCAGAAUGUCAAUUCUGUUAAAAAAUAAUGUACGUCUGUCAGCUCGCACAUCAUCCUGGGGACAGAUGUAAAGAGUUUCUCGUUUGCAGGCAGUGUUUCUGCAAGGGGAAGCAUUGCCUGGUUUGUCUUUAAAAAAAACCCACAAAAUACCCCUUCCCUCCCCUACCUGGCUGAGAGCGUGUGCAUGCGCUCAAAGAUGGACAAACGAUCCAAUAAAAUGUUUCUCUAGGACAAGCAUUUGAUUGGAGAACUGCCGAUAUUUGUUUUGGUAUCUUUUGACUGGCACUGGAUUCAACGUAAGUUUUACGUUAAAAAGGGGGGAGCUAAUGAAUAAUGGUCAGUAGGGCAUGAUAAACUUAGGAUAUCAGAAAAAAUAGGUUAGCGUAACCUUUUACCAGAGCAGGCAAUAAGAUCUAAAUUAAAUUUGCAAUUUACAUGUAGCCAUAUCAUUGUCAAUAUCUUCCAUUGUCUGCAGUAACUGCCUUAUUGCAUUUUUUCCCACAAAUAAAUGAUGCUAUGUUGAAUUUUUACUUAAUUUGUGCUAAAUUGAGCACGUUUGUUUUCAGGCAUGAUUGGCCCUGUCUUGUUUGCUAUACUACAGCAGACCCCCAUUUAAAGUCACUCCCACUAAAGUUUAUAUUUUGAUUGGCGUUGACACGUAUAUUUUGCCUACUGCUCCCCGUUAUUAAGGCCAAGUGUGUGAGCACUUGUGGAUGGGCUUUGUAAGAUUAUUUAGUAGUCUUUGGGCAGAAAGAACUGGCUGGGAUCAUUGGGUUCUUUUUUUUUUUUUUUUUUUUUUUGUAUUUGGCUCUGUCUUUAAUCGUCAUUUUAAUAUUACUGUAAUUGCCUAGAGUUGGAGACGAGUAGAGAUGCGGUUCCCAACCUUUUUUUGGACCAAGGUGCACUUUAGUAAAUGAUGAAUUUCCAAGGCACACCUAAUCAUAUGUUUUUACCUUCAUCAGCAGAUUAUAAAUAUCACAUUUACUUGAAGUCUUACUUGAGAGAGAUGCAUUUGUCUCGCCAAAUUGACUUAUUGGUUGUAAUUGAUUGCCAGAUGAGAUCCCAAUUUUAUGUUGACUUAUUAAACACGCAUUUUAGGAUUCCUUCAACAUAUUACAGCCUGGUUGUCUAAAUCACUAUAUAUGUUCUUAGAUAGGGCUUAGCAGAAAUGUCAUUUUUCUCCGUGCUGUGAAAAAGAACCUUUCAGUAUUUACAUAGAGAAUUGUUGCUGCCAAAAAUGUCUUCCAUCCUUCAGUAAAUAGUGGAUAAAUUCAUUGUAAUGCCAGUUUUUUUUUUUUUUUUCUUCUUAAUAUUGUGUGUGCGUAGCCUGGUCUUAAGGGCAAAUGUUCAGUAGUCCAUUAUAACGUAAUUGGGGACACGUGCCAAGCACUUUCUCUCCAGUGAUAGAUAUAUAUAUUAUAAAAAAAAAUGUUCUCCUUUAUUUUCAGCAGAAUUGAAAUGGCACAUGCGUUAAUUAUAUUAACCUUAACUUCUUGAAUAGCUUUACAUAUCACCUCUCACUAUAUGAAUAGCCUUGAUCGAAGCAAGAAGUUACUUUAAGAAUGCACAUAGAAUUGUGUAGGAUGAAAAGACUGCCGUGCGUGGUUUAAACUUGCCGUAUGCCUUUUUUUUCAACCAAUUGGCAGCUGACCAGAUGCAAGCGCGUUCAGCACGUUUUUAUUUUCAUUUUGUUUUUUUGCUGCCUCUGCCGUGGGGGAUGUUUUGUUUCACGUGAAUUUGUUUGUGUAUAUGUGGAAAUGCUUGUAUCCAUAGUGUGUGUGUGGCCUCGAUAAAGGCUAGCUCUGUGGAGUUAGACAAUUCUCUAUAUCUUUAACACGUUUAUUUUGCUUUCAUUUUUUUCCGCAAUGUUAUCUGCAUUUUAAACAAUGCAUUUUCGUCUCUAAAAAAAAAAUCAAAUGCUUCUUUUGGGUAUUGGUUGUCUAUAAAUACUAUGUGGCAGUUUCCUUUAAUAUGAAAUUGCACUGCCAAGUCUCAGCCUUUGAAUGAAGAGUCUUCUAGGAUCACAAAAGGUUAAGUGACAUAGCUGUCGUUCAGAAAGUGGAUGAUUACAAAGACUUCCUUCCUUCACGUUUGCAGGCUGAACACCCUCAGGCACGCUAAACACUGCAGAUUGUGAUGCUGUUUUUUGUUUGCGCUUAUUGCUUUUUCAGUAUGUUAACUAACUGCUUGCUAAGUGGAUUACUUGUCAAAAGACCACAUGCAUGUUUUCAUUUGGGUUAUGUCUAAAAGCCGCUUGCUAAACCUGCAUUACUCUUGCUUGCAGCUUUUGCAAACCCUACCCAGUCUUUCUGUGGCUAUCCAAUCACAAAAUGCCCAUUGCAGCUGAAUGAGAAAUCUAUGCAAGGCUCUUGGUGAUUGCUGCCUCUUGAGUUUAGCAACAAGGAAUUUACACCUGUUGGCUGCGUGAAAGGCAUGGGGGUGUAACCAGAUUAAUUUAUAAAAGUGUAAUUUUCUACUGAAAUCUGCAUUAUUAUUAUUUUUUAUUUUUUUUGCAAAAUCUAAAAAGAGGACACUCUCCUCACACAUAAGGCUUUUCAGCAAGCUAAAGUGCUCUAUGUGUGUCGAGUGUCCCUUUAAUGUCUGCUUUUAUAAACUGAAGCUUGGUAUGAGGUGCUGCAGUCAAAAAGUAUUUACUUUGUAUUGCCUAACUAGCCAAUUGAGUGAUGCAUUUCUGUUCUUUCAGUAAGGUUCUGCUAUAUUUUCACUUAUUUGUACUUUUCACAAAACUGAUGCUUAAGUCUCAAGCCUUCUACUGUAAAUUCUGAUUAAUGGGAUUAAGUUGCCUUGUUCCAGCAUUUGGCAUCAUUUGACAAGUCUUGCUGUUUUCUUUUACUAUAGGCUGCUAAAAGAUUGCAAGCUAUGUUGACAAAUACUUGUUGCUGUUUACAAUGUGUGGAAAGCUGUCUAAAUUGAUUAUAUAAUGCUUAAGCAGAUGUUUUAUGCAGUUCUCUAAAAAUGCAUCCGAUUAAUGUUAAGUUGGUUGGCAGUGAAAUAUGGUGACUAACAAUAAACAGAAGAAAGUGUUCUAAAAUAUCUCUGAGCUCUUUAAAAUUCACAAAUCUGGGAAUUGGGGCUAUAUUUUGCUUAAGACAUUUUCAGUUCUAAAGGUUUUGAUUAAGUGUGCCCUUGGUUUUCUCAUUAAGCCCUGGGUCCCAAUCUUCUAUUGUAAACAUAGCAAACAGAAUUAUAAAAUUCCAACAAAUACAAUACUUGUACAUGUUUCACCCCUGCUCAUCUAUUUUACACCUGUAUUAACAGUAAUCUAACAAAGCACAUACUGAGAGCAUAUAUUGUACAAUUAAACAUUCAUUUUUUGUUUUAACUACAUCUAUGAUUUAAAACAUUGAUUUUUAAAUGAUGUUUUACAAAGUAUGGCAAAAUAUGCUUGUGUGGUUUGGUUUUCUUCUCCUCUAUUAUGUGAUGUUACUACUUCUAAGAGUUUGGGUAUUUUGCCAAAAGGGAUAGAUUGUUCCACAUCAAAGACCCAAAAGUGGCACGUUACCGGUUAUUUACUGAAUGUGCUCAGUAGGUGGUGAAAGUCUGUGACCCCCACUGCAUUGACUGAACUACCAAUACCUGCUAAUAAUCAUUUUUGGAGACCUCCUUAGUGUCACUGCAAUUUUUUUUUUCCCCUCAGAAUAUUGGUAAAGUGUUUAAACAUUUUAUGGAUAUUCUGUUUUACUACAGCUGUCCCUCUAUUGCUGUUAUAUUUUACUAGUUCCUGAUUGUUGCCAUGCUCCUGCAUCUGUACCCCAGUUUAUGGAUUUACGCUUUUCUUUCAGUAAAACUAAUUAUUUUUCUUUCAUUCUGAGUCGGAGUCUUUUUUUCAUGACCCCCUCCAUAAUUAAUUGCAUGUUAAUGUUUGCAGUGUGUUUUUUUUUUCUCUCCAAUCCCGUAGUUAAAAUAUUGUCAAACUGUUGUGGACUGGAACAAACCGUGCUAUUUGCAAAUAGUGGUCAUACUGAUAUCUUGUCAUCGGAUUACUAUCUUUUUUUAAAUCAUUUCCUUUUACAGUUUCCUUUGGAACAUGUUCAAUUAUGUGGUUAUAUUGGUUAUCUGCGUCAGUUGUGUCUGGCAAACCGGUUUUGCUCUUUCAGAUGUAUUUGUGAAAACCUCUCAUUUAGAUUGUGCCUGUCAUGGAAACUUGCUUUGGGGUCCCUGUCUAGAUAAUGAAGUGUUAACUGUACUGUCUAGCAAACACAUGGUAUUUUAGUUUUGAUUGUGCUUACCAUUUACUGUCGCCAGCACGGAGGUAAAAACUGCAGAUCUGUCCAAUGGAUGUGCUAGCGUCCCACAAUGCAUAGGGAGCUUGCUGGGCACAUAUCUUAGUAAGUGGCAGACAGCAGGUAACAUUUAGUGCCUUUUCCGGUUGAUACAGUGUAUCCAUUAAAUUGUCUUUCUCUCUGAAGCUGAACUUGUCUUUUGUGUUUGAGUUUAGAGUUCGAGUAUUGCUGCUGAUAUUGAUAGUCUUUAGUAAUAAAAUUAUAUUUUGUUCUAUUGUACUCCCCAUAAUAACUUUUUUUUUUUCUCUCUAUUUGGGCUUAUUUCUGUAUAUUGUGAAUUAGUGUAGCGUCUUAAGGUGUUCCAGGAAUGUAUUUUAUGCUUAAACUGAUCAUUUAUAAAGCGUAACCGGGUUUCUCAGUGUUUGAAGUUAAGGCUAAGAACCUACAGAGCCUAAUCGUGGAAUACAUUCCCAAAUAGGCUGCACAUGCACAGUCAGACUUCAAAUAUGUGCUUAUUCACCACGUGCCGUUGAUCAAUAAAUUCUAUGUUUGUAUAUCCUUUAUGUUGUGUCAAUAUUUCAUUCCAUCAUCAAAUUUAACAAUCAAUACAUUCAGGUUAGUCAAGUAAACUAAACCUCAGUAGUAUAUGUGUUAAAUAUUAAUAAAUCUAUGACACCCCAUUUACCACCGUAUGUUUGCAUUUUAUUGUAUCCCAAACUCUGUAAACUGGUGAGACUGUGAUGGUUUUUGAGUGCAAAGGUCAGAGCUUGUAAUAGUGAUUUACAGCAGUUGUGCCAAACAUAGGUCUACGGCCAGAUUUGGCCCACUGGGCUCAUAUUUACAGUUGAGGCACAUCGUAUGCCAGCACCAGAGCCCACAGCAAUGGAAUAAGGCGUGACUUAAUUCUAAAUCAGGGAUGAGCCUCCUUGUCACAUGGAAAGAUGGGCGUGGGGUACUUUUAUUGUGAUAAAAAAUGUUUCACAAGACUCCUGGGCAAGAAAAAAAUAACUGAGCUAUAUUGCUUUGGAGCUCUGUGAUCCUGUUAUACACUGCACGUUACUGUGUUUUAUUGCUGUGGAGCUCUGUGAUUCAAUCAUGCAGAACACAAUGCUGUCUGAAUCAUUGUGAUAUUCCCAUUUACAUUUCCCCUUACUGUGUAUGCUGCCAAAUAACGUAAACACUGCAUAUUAUUAUUCGAUUUACUACUGUUCAUUUCUUUAAUACACACGUGGCAGAUUUGACACUACAUUUAAUCUUUUAUUUCAGACAUAACACAUUUUUUUAAAGGGGAACUUGUCGUGGUUAUGGUGCUGGAUAUCCCUAAUCUCUUCCCCUCCCCCUCCCUCCCACCCCCCCCAGUCGUAAAGUAAGGCUUUCUGAAAAUGAUUUAUUUAUUUUUGUCUCUAACUGGAUGGGAUUAAUUGGUUUUGAGUGUCAGCUGACGUGAUCAGAAAAUGAAGUCAAAACAACUGGUCAGAACAGAUGAUAUUGAUGCGGAAGUAAGAACAUUUACUUAAGCGAAUAUCUGUGAACAGGAGCCAGAAAGUGACCAACUGAGGGCCUGGAAAAAGUCAAACAUUCGAUGUUUUGACUCUUGCUCAGGAACGGUGCUUGGAUACGCCUGGACCCAUAAGCAUUAUGUUUUGCUGCAGUGGUUAUAGUCCUAACAAUGCUCCUUUGAAUAUAGAAUACUGGAGUGUACCUGAUAUCCGUUCUAGAGCCAUUCUAAAUCUUUCAGGCUUGUGAUUUGAGUACUAUAAGGGCAUACUUGAGUCAGAUGCAACACCUAUAUCACAUGGAGCAUAAGUCAUUACCAAUGCUGCGUACUAUAACAUUACGUACUCGUGCAUUCCGUAUACCAUCCAUUCCUAAUCUGCAUUUCAGAAACCUAUUAAACACAUCACUUACAGUACCCAUUCACUUACACAGAACACGCUCACCCACCUACCUGGUCUCCAUGUACCAUAACAAGCAGCUGUGGCUAACUGAUCAUGCUUCCCUAUUAUUGAUUUAAAAAUAAACUAUGUUCUUGUCAUGUCACCACUGUUUCACCUCUGUAACUGGAGCCAUUUCCCUUUUACUGCGGUGACCUUCUACAUCUGUGUAUGCUAUUAAAACAGUAGACAAGCCACAGUGUCCACGCAUAAACAAUCUGUGUUUAGAAGCUGCUACGGUUAUGGUAACAUGGAAAACUGACCUUUCUCUUUCCUAGGUAUCUUAAAGGAAUCGGAGUCCGAUUUUUAAAUUUGGCUCUUCCCCAUGUAUAAAACAGACUGCUUCCAUAUAAUACACAUUAUACCCUUGCUAUUAGUCUAAGCUCACACUGUGAGCUUCCUGUAGUGUGCGCACACGUAGGAUAAUGUUCAUUUCUCAUUACGGUGAGUGACUAUAUCUUUAUGCCAGGGCUUGACAAGUUUGCUUGGAAUUUAGGAGCCAGCUAAAAAAGUUAAGAGCCAGAUUUAUUUUUUAUUAUGUUUAAUUAAACUUGGAUAUAAUUUUUUCUCUCUAAAAUGCAUGUUCUAUAUACUUUAUAUAAUUUUAUUAUAUAUUAGGAUUCUGGCAGACAACCCAGACAGAAUUUCAUUUGCAAACCCUAUACUUGACACUGUAACUUUCCAAAAUCACAUGAAACCUGUACAUGUAGGUUACUGUUGUGAGAACGCUGAAAACAAGUGUUUUAGAGCAGUAAAAACAUAUGAAGACUAUAUCCGCAAACCGUGCGUUUCGUUUGUUUUUAUUUUUAUUUUUUAAAAUUUCAAAAAACAAAUCUGAACACAGACUUUUGCCAGGGAUUCUUACUAAGUGUCUAGUUAAAUAGACUGGAAAUGCUAAAUUUCUGAAUACGCUGGGUUCUCUACUUUUGCAAAUGGUAUGCUAAGAUGGGGGUAAUUUUCAUUCCUGGUCUGCCGUAAGGUCUCAAGGGCAACAUAGGCCCAGCAAACCAAUCUGGCAAAUUGCAAUAUUUUACACACUGAAAAGGCAGAAGUGCUUAGACCCUGUAACCAAAACUCCAUAAAACCUGUAUGUGGGGGGUACUGUUGUACUUGUGAGACAUUGCUGACUACAAAUCUGUGUGUUUUAUUGCAGUAAAAGGUAACCUAAUGAUGACAUUCACAGUUAAAAUGCCAUGCAGAAUUUGAAAAAUAACAAUUUCUUAAUUUUUCCAAACAUUUGAAAAUUUUAUUCAUAUUAAACGGUUUCAAAUCUAAAUAUUUGAUGUGAAAUGAAAUCCCUAUCUGAACAAAAUAUACACAAAGUGUGGGUGCACUUAAUAUAAAUUAUGGUUGAACAGACAGUCAAAUUCUAGGUUUUGUUUUGAUCAGAACUUGUACAAUUACCUCUGUCCCGAAAGGGUUAAACAAUUCCCUUUCCAGUUUUUCAUUUGACGUUUAUGUAAACUACAUUUUCUCUUAACUUCUAUGCUCAUCUUCAUUUAAAACCUGUAUUUCAUUGUGUGUGUUUUUUCUUUUGGUUUUAUUUUUAGAGUGCAACACUACAGAUCCGGUGAUGCCCUUAGAGUCCCAUGCCGCACACACCAUGACCCCAUCCAAUACCUCCGUCCCCAGAGCUUCCACUCCUUCACACGGGCCAACAUUGCUCGACUCCGCACCCGAAAGAAAAACGCCAUCAAAAGUGGUCUACGUCUUUUCUACUGAAAUGGCCAAUAAGUAAGUGAUUUCAAUUUUUUUGUGUCCUUAGGAAUUUAGCAAUAUCCUGUAAUAUUCUAUCUAGUCACCAAUGGACAUUAGACUCAAGGAGAAAUAUUUUGGCCGUUGGUUUUUCUGGGUGUAACACUUCUCCACAGAGAGGGCAGAACAGAUCUUUCACCCUGAAGUAUGAAGGACCUUCAGAGAUCCCUUUUCCUUGAAAAAAUUAAUGCUAGUAUAUGGAAAGAAGCCUUUGAGAAAGCGCAUUACAAGAAAAUGAUUAGUCUUCUUUUUGGUUGAGGUUUUAAAGAGCAGAGUGCUGCUGUUGUGAGCUAUCUCUAAAUUCUGUGCUUUAGCGAGGUUAGGGCUAGCCAACCUUCAGCAUUCUAUAUAUUUGUGGACUAGAUCUCUCCUAAUAUGUUGCCAGCAUUAUGGCUGUAAGAGGUUAAUGGGAAAUGUAGUCCACAAUAUCUGGAGUGCAGAAAGUUGCCUAACCCUGAUCUAAGUAGUCAAUUGCGUCAUACCGCUACCGUCAUGCAUUUAAAAACGGCUCUUAAAUUUUAUUUCAGCUGUAUAAGAAGAUGGUGGUGUUGUCAAUGAUUGGAUGGCAACAAUGGCAGUGACUUUUAUAAGGCUUGUUUGAGUCAUCCACACCCUUUGAGAUAAACCUGUUUUAGAGAGAAGGUAGUCCCUACUUUAUUUUAAGCUUGGGUUCAAAAACACUAGAACAGUUUAGGGAAAGGAAUGGCACAGCUAGGUUUUAAUUUAUAAUUUUACUCCAGAAUAUUUCUUUAGUUUUUGCAUUAAGAGCAAAAUCUGUUGCAGUACAGCGUUCUUUUGAGAGAUCUGUAUUCUUCGUGUAGAUUUUCUUCCCGUGUGUAAAUUGCGGACACUCAGUAUUGCGAGCUGUGGGGAAAUAGUUUACAAAAUAUGAGCAUAGACAGGAUUUAAUUAUUGGAGCUUGAGCAUCCACAUAUGUGUGUGAGUUAUUGUACAAUGCUUAGACAGAAAUUUCUGCAAAAUAUCUAGUGCAAUCGUACUUGGUUCUCAGUCACACUAGCGUUUUAGAAGCUUGCAAUAUUAUUCAAUUACAGAGUAAUAUUACCUAAUAUCACACAGGACAGGAUUGCUGCUCUGGGAAUUUAAUGCUGCCCUGAGUCUCCCCCUAAAGGUCUGGUGCAAGGGAACCAGUCUUAAAACCCAGCUUAAAAUUAUAGUCUGAAAUAAAAAACAUAGCGGAUUUGGAGAAUUGUUUCAGUUUCGCUGAUUUGGUCUAAUAUUUGAAGUUCAGUUGAAAUUAGCAGCAGUUCACACUUUAGUGAAUAACUCAGCAUUGUGGACUGGAAUUUGACAUUCCUGGUUUAAUCGUUAUUCCUGCAAGAACAUGAAAGUUAAAGGGACACUAUAGUCACCAGAACAACUACGGCUUAUUGCAUUUGUUCUGGUAAGUGUAAUUUCUUUCAGGCUUUUUGCUGUAAAUACUGUUUUUUCUGUUAUGUAGCAUUGUGUCGUGUAUUGAAUUUGCAUUAUAGCCAUGUAGUUUCCUGCUUGCUGAGGGUGCUUGGCUGACCUGAUACUAUUUUACCCCACAGAGCUGCAGAAGCGGUCAUCAAGGGUCAGGCCGAAUCCAUUGUUCUCUUCCACAUCCAGAGCACCUCAAACAGCAAAGCUGAACGCACUUCAACUCCUACGGUGGGAUAACUAAGCUUUUCUGUUGUAUCUGUGCUCUGUAUAUAAAGGGGCGGAUGUGCCUACUGUUCUUUGUGUUUUUAAGAUGUUAUUGCAGGUUCAGCCAAUUGGGAGCCAUUUAAAUGCUCUUCAUUGACAGCUGAGACUUUUAACAUUGCAGGACAAGAACUCCUUAUCUGAAGCACUGCUUGUUUUUCUACCCUUGUACUUUUAGCCUACAAUUCUUUGGGUCCUUGUCUAUGGUUUUACAGAGAUAAAUCUACUUAAUCAUUUCUCUGUUAUUGUAGGCAGCGAGUCUUGGCAUGUGUAGUGCAACUUGACAGCUCUUUGGGUAGACUUGAUUGCCGAAAUAUAUAAAAUAAUCAGUGGGAAAACGUCAUAUGUGCAUGUAAAAGCCUGCCUUGCAUCAUACUUUAGAAAACCACAUGAUGGGAGCUUUUACACAAGGAAAAAAGUGGAAGCUUGUGAAAUUUGUGGAUAAACAAAGACUCGUCAACUCUGCUUUAAGUGAUUUUAAUCAAAUGUCCGGCAUGGCAAUCCUUGAACUCACACGGCUGAACUAAAACACCUUGGGAGUAAAAAGGCUGCCACUUAAUUUGUUAAAAUCCUUUUCACACUUCAGCAGGGUUUUAGUCUCUAUUUACUGUGGCUGAGUAUUAAUUCUUACCAGAGCAACUGCCUUGACUGUAAAAUGUAGAAUUUGUGAGAACCUUUUUAUAUUAUAUCAACAGUUCUACUUUUUCAAAUAAAAGCCUUCCACCUAAAUAUUAAACAGAAUACAUCUUUGGUUUGACUUCUGGUCGGUCACCAAAAAUUGCACAGAUAAACAAAUGGUGCCCCUCUGUCUGCCAUAAAACAUUUUACCUGGAAAAAACAUAAAAUCAUUCAGGAUAUUUACGUAUGGGUAUUUUAUGAGAUCACUCUAGUGUCACUGACCUUUUAAGUAGAAACAGUGUUGGAUUUCAAAUUUUUCACUUGGAAAUCCAAAAUUGUUGGACUGGUUUUUCUGGUUAGAACCUUAAGUAUGGGGAUGUUAGGAUGGUGUUGUUUUUUUUUUAUUUUUUUUUUUAUUUAUUUUUUUAAUAUCUUCCUUCUUUGACAUGGGUGGGCCAAAGGUCAAUGUAUUCACUGGAUUGAUCAGUGUCUGUGCUAAAGUUAAUGUUCUUAAUGACAUUUCAGGGAUUGUUCGUAGCAGCAAACAUUGAAUACUGCCCUCGAUAUGAGGAAUGGAACAGAUUACUUACAUUUAUUACCCUUAAGAGUAUUUUUUGUUUUUAGCACAACAGGAAUUCUUCACAAUAAAGUUUAUUUUAUUUUAUUAUUUUUUUUUUUUUUAAAUAUACAUGUGGGUUUUUGGUAAUAAAUUUCUAUUGUAAAUUAAUUGUAUAUGUGAUAUGCACAUGGAUAGCAACCCACAACCUUUAAAAAAAAAAAAAAGGUAGCUUGGGGAUGAAUGAAUAGUUGUAUGCCAUUUUCCCGCUUUAUGUUAAAGGAAUACUAUAGGCAAAACAACGUUGGCUUAAUAGAUUAUGCCCCUCCAGUCUCACUGCUCAGUUGUCUGCCAUUUAGGAGUUAAAUCAAUUUUGUUUUAAUUUAUGCUGCCCUAGACACACCUCUCCUGGCUGUGACUCAGCCUGCAUGAAAAGAUUGUUUAAUUUUCAAUCAGAUUUUAACUUCCUUUAGAAGUUUUUAUCUGUUGCUCUGUAAAUGUAACUUUAAUCCCACACAUUCUAUAUUAAACAGAAUUUAAUAAAGGAACCUAGGACAUUUAGAUUCCUUUUCAGAAAGUGUUUAGGAAGGCUGUGCACAUUAAAUGCAGGGGAGUUGUGACUAGGGCUGUACAAACAGUGAUUUAACUCCUUAAUGGCAGAGAAUGCUUAUCUUACUGUAUUAUCCUUGUUUGCCAGGGCAGCUUAUCAUUUCUAUUCCCCAAAGUAAUGUGUUAGCUUAAAGGACCACUAUAGGCACCCAGACCACUUCAGCUUAAUGAAGUGGUCUGGGUGCCUGGUCCAGCUAGGGUUAACCUUUUUUUUUAUAAACAUAGCAGUUUCAGAGAAACUGCUAUGUUUAUAAAUAGGUUAAUCCUGCCUCUAGUGGCUGUCUCAUUGAACACAUGCGCAUUCAGACGAGGAGGAGGAGAGCUCCCCGUCCGGCGCUGGAGAAAGAGGUAAGUUUAACCCAUUCCUCUCCCCAGAGCCCAGCGGGAGGGGGUCCCUGAGGGUGGGGGCACCCUCAGGGAACUAUAGUGCCAGGAACGAAAACGAGUAUGUUUUCCUGGCACUAUAGUGGUCCUUUAACAGGUGUCUGUAAACAAUGUAUUGCCCUAGUAGGUCUGCUACGCACAUCUAUUGAUACACGCACCACCACCUCAAUGAAGGUGUAUUGUGUUACAAUGAAACAGAAUUAUUUACUUUUCUUUUUCUACCCUGUUCCUUGCAAUUACAGGGACACUCUUAAACAUAACUGCUACAGCUCAUUGUGGGGGUUACAGUGUUUGAAGUCUUUGGGCGUCUAUGUUAUUUCAAAGACCAGGUCUUUCCUGGGCAAUUGGUGCUCAACCCUCUGCUGAAGUACAUUUAUUGGAUUAGCCCUGUAGCUGCAGACAUGUUGGAUUGCAGGCAAAGUCCUGGUUAUGUAAAAGACUGCUCGAUGACAGAUUGAUUGAAAAUGGGGAGUCAUCACCCAGCCUGUCAUAGCACAAUGACUUCUACCGUUAUCUGUAGUGUCUGGUACUAAAAAUGUCCCUGUAAGAUUUAAAUGGAUGGCCUUUAUUGCAACAUUUUUAAUCUUAACUUUUAAACUCAUCAAGUGCCCAAAAUGCAUAUUGUAUAAUGUGCUCCACUACUGAAAUGUUUGGUAAAAUGUAUAAAAGGUUUUGUUUUGUUUCUGGGAACAGGCUUACUUUAUGCAUGGCUUAAAAUGUGUAACAGUAAUUUAGUAAUGAAUAUAGAAAUGCAUUUACAUUGCUUUUUAGUUUCUUAAAUAGUUGUCUUCAUAAAUGUGUUAAAAUCCGUUCCUAUCAGAGGGGGAAAAAAAACUUCUAUUCUAUCAGAGUAUUGCUAUAAACAAUAGAGUGUGAUCAGGAACUUUGUUCAAUGACGUGUAUGUUACAAAAUGUUUUGGCUGAAGCCCCUGGCAAUGCCAGAUGUUAACCGCUAAGUGUAAAAACACUCAUACUUAUGGUAUAUCAUGAUAGUUUUAUAGUAUAUUUUACUUUUCUUUUUUUUUUUUCCUUUCAUUGCAGAACACUCAAAUAGCUACAAAUAUUAGAAAUGAACCGAAAACACAUCCCAGAGCACCUACUCCACAAGAGCAGAACCAUUCGCAAGCUGCCAAAGUGCAAUCCAAUCAGACUGCUACAGCCCUGCCCUCUAAGACUACAGCUCCCCAUUGUUCACUUGGACAAGACAGUGGGGUUGUGGAAAAUAAAAUCACAGCUAGCAGCCCUGCCAAUUCUAACAUUCUACAAACUGAAGGGUGUGGGCAGAGUUCUACCCCUAACCCUCAAGUUGCCAGUCCUUUAUCACAAGUGAAUGUCCCACCUCCAGUAGAUUCCAAGACCGAGUCAAAACCUGCACCUCCACAGGUGCCAGGUGGGGAUCAACCACCUAUAGGUGAGAAUCCUGAUGGGCUUUCUCAAGAACAAUUAGAGCACAGAGAACGGUCUUUGCAAACACUUAGAGAUAUUCAGCGUAUGCUUUUUCCUGAUGAGAAAGAGUUCGCCAUGAAAGACAUUACAGGCCAAAGUGGGGGACCUCAACCGAACUCUGGAAUGCUGGACAAUCCCCAGAAAAAACUUGAAGGACCUAUACAGGCUAUGGUGGCUCAGUCACAAAAUCUAGGUAAAGGUCCAGGGCCUCAUCCAGAUGGUGGAAUGCCAUUUGGGCCACAGGGACAUAGAGACAUGCCUUUUUCACCAGAGGAUAUGGCUCCACCAAUGAAUCCUCAGCCUGGCCAAGAUCACCUUGACCACAUGACUCCAGAGCAGGUGGCAUGGCUCAAGUUGCAGCAGGAGUUCUACGAGGAGAAAAGACGCAAACAAGAGCAGGCUGUAGUGCAGCAACGUUCUUUGCAGGAUAUGAUGGUACACCAGCAUGGACCUAGAGGCAUGGUCCGUGGUCCUCCGCCCCCUUACCAGAUGAAUCCUGGUGACAAUUGGGGACCGGGAGGUCCAGAGCCCUUUUCAGAUGGAAUGGGAAUGCCACACCCUAUGCCACCCAAAGGUAUGCCCCCUCAUCCAAAUGUGCCUGGAAGCCAAAUGCAUCGUUUACCUGGAUUUGUUGGAAUGAUGAACCCUGACAUGGAUGGACCUAAUGUUCCAAACCCUGCUUCUAGGGCUGGACUUCCGAGUGUUAAUUGGCCUGAAGAUGUGCCAAAAAUGUCAGAUGGCCGCAACUUUCCCCCUGGUCAAAGUAUAUUCAGUGGCCCAGGGCGAGGUGAGAGAUUUCCAAACCCCCAGGGCAUGUCAGAUGAGCUUUUUCAUCCACAUGUUUCCGAAAAACAACUUGGUGUUCCUCCUGGUAUGAACAUAGAGGGAAUCAGACCUGUUAUGGAAAUGAACCGAGGAAUGGCACCUCAGAGGAAUAUGGAGCCUGGAAGUGGCAUGUUCCCUCGUAUGCCUGGAGAUGCAGCACUGAGUCCCUCGAGGAUGGAAUUCCACAAGGGCAUGCCUCCUAAUAUGGGCCCAAAUAGAGAGGUAGAAUUUGCCAUGGGCCCAGGCAACAUGAACAUGAAGGUUGAUAUGAACCUGAAUGUCAACAUGAAUUCUAACCAGCAGUUAAUGUCUCAGAAAAUGAGAGAUGUGGUUAUGGGUCCGGAGGAGAUGAUUAAAAUGAGACCAGGCAGCUCAGAAAUGCUCACCAACCAGCAAAAAAUGCAUUCUGCACCAUUUGAACACUCCCAGCAGGAAUUCGGCAUGAGCGCCAGGUCUUUUCUCAACAUGCCCCAGGGUCCUGGUGGGGUGUUGAGGAAUCCCAGAGAACAGAUGGGGCCUGAUCAAAGGACUAAUAGCCGACUCAGCCACAUGCCACCUCUACCUCUCAACCCAAACAAUAACCCAGGCAACCUCAAUGUUGCUCCCCCUGUUCAGCGCAGCAUGGGGCGUAAGCCUUUGGAUAAUGUUUCUGUUUCAGGCAGUCAAGUGAACUCUCCAGGUGUGAAUCCUUUAAAAUCUCCAACAAUGCGCCAGGUUCAGUCUCCAAUGAUGGGCUCCCCGUCUGGUAAUCUUAAAUCCCCUCAGACUCCGUCUCAGUUAGCCGGGAUGCUGACAGGACCAACAGCUGCAGCUGCUGCUUCCAUUAAGUCCCCACCCGUCAUGGGGUCUGCUGCUGCUUCCCCUGUCCACCUGAAGUCUCCGUCCUUACCUGUACCUUCCCCAGGUUGGACGUCUUCUCCUAAGCCUCCAAUGCAAAGUCCAGGAAUACCCCCAAACCAGCACAAGCAGCCCCUUGGCAUCACCUCACCAGCUAUGAUGGGGAAUAUGGAAUCAGGUUGGUAACUCCUGGACCUACCUUAAUAGUAACUUUUCUUUUUAAUUUAAUACGCAAAAUUCUAAUGUGGCAUUGUUAAUUUAAUUAGUCGCCUGGCAUUUAUAUGAUUGUGUUGUAGAAAGGGGUUGAUGUACAAUAUAUUAACAUGGAGGGGUUUCAGGCAUAAAACAGACUCUGGCAUCCUUGGACAACACAAACUCUUAAAGGGUUACUCCAGGCGCCACGACCACUUCCGUGAUUUGCAGUGCUCAUGGUGCCUAAAGUCUGUGCAGCUUUUCACUAUAUGGGCAUCCUAUUAGGCAUAUCUAUAUUUUGUCAGAGUUCAGUACAAUUGCUAUGAUUGUAACAAAGUAUUGCUCUGUUGUAUGACCCCAUUCUACCAAUAACUUCUGUGUUGGACUAUCACAAUGGCCCCUGGUAGCUCAGGAAGAAAAAGUUUCAUAAUUUGAGGAUGGGCACUUGUUUUAGGAGAAUAGCAGGAGUCUCUGCAAUGAUUGUUGAUGAAAUUGGAGUAGUUUGUGGUUUGUUUUCUUUUCUAAAAAUAGGCAAAUAGAGAUUAUAGUGGUUUUAAAUCGGUUACUUUGUGAAAGAAAUUAUUCACGCCCCAGAAAUGUGAGCAUUAUUGUCCCCUGUGCAUUUUUGUGUUUUGUAAUAGAAUUGAUUUCUGAACCUCGAUGGUCGGAUGUUGCCAUGGCAACUUCAGUGAAGACUCUUAGGAAACAUCCAUUUUAACCUCCUGGACACUUAAUAUCUCUGCUGCUCAUAUUUCCUGAACAGAGCAUCAGCUUAGAAAAAGAAAAACCUUUUCUUAGAAGCACACAAUGAACCCUCAUAUUAUAUAGAAACUUAUGCUGAAUUCUUGGCGUUUUUAAUUCUAGGGGUGUGUGGAUUAUACAUAGAACAUACUGGUGAUGUUGGUGUCUCACAGGUCACAUUUCCUGUUGGUGAAGCUAAGAAGGGUUCGUGGUAAAAGAUGUGGUGGGGCAUGUGCGGAAAUGGGUGAGGGGGUAGACAAAGAUUAAUACCUCUUGCGGCACCUAAAGAAAUGGGUUCUGAUUUAUUUAUUUUUUUGAUUUAUUUAUUUUUAUUCCAGCAAUUGUAAGGACAAAGCCUGGAUAUAAACCUGUGUGGCGCGUGUUUGGAAUAACACUUACCGUUCACUUUAAUGUGCAUUUAGGGUGGCAGGGCAGGGCUUGGUGUAAUGAAGUGAGAAUAGGGGUGACCUAUGGUUGUAUAGAGUUUUCAUUUUUCGUGUGACAGCCACAUACUAAAGCUUUCUGCGUCCAAGGUGCAUAUUAGGGCUUCUUGUGAAGGUUUUAACCAUGAUGCGUCCAUUAGAUGAAGGAGCAGAGUUUCUGCACUAUACAAAAUAGAGCAUUAUUCAGUUCACUCCUAAGUAAUGUUAUGGUGCAAUGUUUUUGAUUUCUUCAAUGAAUUGAAUAAACUGCGUUUUAUAGUAGUCGGUGCUUCCCUGCUUCUUCGGGUCACUGAACUAUUAUUUAUCUGAAGUUUAGGAAGCCACCCAACCAAAUUCUGCAGUCAAUACUGCAGUGUACGGGUGCGAACUUUCUUCCGAUGUUCUAUGUAGGUGAAGGUUUGUGUGUUGAACAUAAACAUGGAAUUUGUUUAAAAAAAAAAAAAAAAAAAAUUUAAAUUCGUGAUACGGCUGAACUGCAAAUGGUGACGUGUCUAGGGGGUUAUUAGGCUGCUGGCCCACUUUGUGAUUAUGGCCUUUUGAGUGGCCACAAUGAUCUCACAAGAGCAAUAGACUAGAACUUCUGUCAUUCGCGUUCUACUUGUCUGAAAACUGGCUAUUCCCUCAUAUAAACCUGUUGAGCUAUUUGUACCUUUAAGUUCUUCAGCAUUUACCAUUUCCAUUCUAAUUUUGGGUUUUGCUAAAUACUUUUAUUUAUUCAGUGAUCAAAAGAAAAUGAAAAAUGCGUUCAUAUGGUUUACUUAUUAUGAGUAAUGACUAAACUCAAAAUGGGGGGAGAGGGGGAUAGUAUGCUGAGAAAUCCAAUCUUUUUAUUUCUUUUGGGGACAUUUCUUGAAAACUGUUUUACCAGUAAAAAAAAAAGGCAAGCCCCAAAGAGUCCUUUAAUCAUAGUCACUGUGAAGGCGAUCAUAAAGAAUCAGCCUUAGAUUAGUUACAGAUUACAUAUGUGCUGCAUUUUAAAACUAUAAUGUCCAUAUCUCUUUAAUGUAAACGAUAUUGUGGUUUUUGGAUAAUUGGUGAGCUGCUGUCACUAAAGUAUUGUUCAAGUAGCACUUUUCCUGCCUGUUUGAAACAUGGCAGCAGCUUGAUAUGCACUGAGGGACACUGACCUGCGUUCAUUAGGAAAAAGACAUUAAUGUUAUCAUGACUGUUAGAUAUUUUAGUGAUUACAACUUGGCAAUAUAGCGUAUUAAUAUCUGAUACGGUAGCCCAACUCCAGAUUUUCUAACAUGCCUUUCAUGUAGCAGGAAAAAAAACCUGUUGUUGCUUUAAAGUAAUGUAUUGAAGGUCUGAUUUAUGUAAUAAUCCUCAUUUAAACAUGUUGUGCCAGUAAAAGUAAUGGUUAGAGCGUUUAUAGCACAUUCUAGGCCAAAAGAGCCAUGCUAUUAGAUGGUUGAGUUUGAGAAUUUGUAUUUUUUUUCUCUCUAAGCUGUUUGUUCAUUUUGACAUCCGUGUAUUAUCUGAAUAUUGAAGUUUAUGGCUCAGGUGUAUUUUGGCUUCUUUCUCCUUCCAUCUCUUUUGGCUUGACACUCUUCAUUGCAUUUAUCGGCUACAUUUCUGCUCCUUCCCAAUAAUUUGAUAUUAAUAGAUUGGAUAUCUCCAUAAUCCAUGUAAAGGUUGGGGAUUUGGAGGAAAUAGUGUCCAGUCAGGCCUGAAAUGCCCAUGUAAUACAAUUUUCCAGUCAACCUGAUGACGUGUGAAAUGUCAUGUGGAAAUAGUCCUUCAAUACUGCCACAAGAUGGUGGAAUGCGUUGGGGAGGUUGCUAGAUCGAUAUUGGGCAACCUAUCUGCCUAAUUAUUUGUGUAGGCCUUGUCAAGCAUGAUUUCCAUGUCAGUUACCUGGUGUUUCUGUGUAGCCUCUACAUCAAUAGAAUGCCAAUUAUUUUCUAUACAUGAUUAGACAAAUGUCUAAUAUCACAAUAUAAAUGAAUAUAAUUAAUUCUUAUUAGUCACUGGUGCACAUAGCCUUUACAACUUAAGUACGUGAUACAUGAACUUCUCCAACUUGUAACCACCUGUGACUGGUCAUUUAUGUAGCUCCCAACAUUUUGAACGGCCAAAGAACGGGUCUUCCUGUUUGGGAUUUUAAUGUCUGUAUUACCUUGAUUUUCUACAAGACAUCAUGUCUUGGUGGCUACUUUUAACGGAAUUGGGUGCUUAUUAUGAAAUGAUUCGGUGUAUCUUGGUGUCCCCUUACUGACUAUUCAAGGGAAUGAUGACAUCUUCUUUUAAUCUGUAAAUCUAUAUAGACCAGAUGGAUUCUGAUUCCAGGAUGGUAAUAAUGGUUUGCAACAGUUUUUAGGAUCCAGUUUAUACAUCCAAAGUAGUUUUUACCCUGCUUGAGUUUUCUAGAUCUAUUUUUCCAAUGACCUGUGCUGAAUCAUGAUGUAGUCUUUGAAACUGUCCUAGUAGAUUCCAUCAGAUUUGCUCACUCAUUAAUUCUCACUUCAAAUAUGCAAUGUAUUUACAUUCAUAUAACCUUAUUUAAUUUCCAUAAGUUGCCUUUAUCUCUUUGGAAGACUGUUUCAUCAGAAAUUAGUCCACAGUGAAUGCAUCAAAUUCUGGUAAUAGACAUCUCUCUCUAUUUUUUAUUUUUUACUUUGUAAAAAAAAAAAUUUAUUUUAUUUUUUUUAACAAAUUUUAUUUGUAUUCUCUCAUAGGAGGCCCACCUCCAUCAGUCAGCCAGUCUGCUUCGAUAAAUCACCCCGGAAGUCUUCCCUCCAGCACUAGCUACACAAUGCCGCCUGAGCCCACUCUGUCCCAAAACCCUCUAUCCAUUAUGAUGUCUAGGAUGUCAAAGUUUGCCAUGCCUAGUUCCACGCCUCUGUAUCAUGAUGCCAUCAAAACGGUGGCUAGUUCAGACGAUGAUUCCCCUCCUGCCCGUUCUCCUAACCUACCAUCUAUGAAUAAUAUGCCAGGUAGGGUAUUCGCUUUCUCCAUUUCAAACAUUCACACUACUUCGGGGUUUUUGUUUUGUUUUUUCUCUUAUAACAUUUAUUCUAUUUUUAUUUUAUUUUUUUUCUGAAGAAGGUCAUUCGUCUUGCCAAACAUUCAUUCUGCUGUUGAGUUUCUCACCUCAUGUACUUAAAGGUGCAAUAGCUGUUAGUUUCUAUUCUCUAGGUAUUGUCAUUGUACUUUGCCAGUAUUUUUCUUCUGUUUUUGUGUGCAAGUGGUCUUUUUGUGGAUAUUCCAAAACCUGUUCCCUUCUGUAUCUCAAGAAAAACACAUUAUAUUAUCCAAAAAAUAGUAACAUUAGGUGAAUUCAGUGAAAUAGUGAUAUAUUUAAUAUGCAUGAAAUUUGUUAAAAAUAUAUAUAUUUAUUUCUGAUGGAUAUGGUAAUCCCAGUGUUUAUAUUGUUUGUCUAAAUUUCAUUGUUGAGCCACUGCAUGAUAUUCAUUAAUUCUUCUCUUAUAGGCAUGAAUAUGAACCCUCAGAAUCCUAACAAGAUGCCAGGUCCACAUGGAGUUUCCAUGCCAUCACUAAGUCCGAUGGGUAUGACGCAGCCUCUAUCCCAUGGUGGCCAGAUGCCAUCUCCAAAUGCCAUGGGACCCAAUGUACCACCUCAUGGAGGUCCUAUGGGACCAGGAAUGAUGUCGCAUAAUCCAAUGAUGUCACAUGGCCCUCAAGAUCCUCCCAUGGUACCUCAGGGACGCAUGGCUUUUGCUCACGGCUUUCCACAAGUGCAGUCACCUCCUCAAGUUCCUUUUCCACAUAAUGGCCCUAAUGGAGGGCAAGGAAACUUUCAGUCCGGAAUGGGUUUUCCGGUAGAUGGCCCUUUGGGUCGCCCUGGCAACAUGAACCCAAACACAGACCCAGCACUUUGUAAGUCGGGAUGUCAGCCAGGGCCGGAUUCCUUUAAUGUUAUGGGAAAUAAUAUGCCUUCAGUUUUCACAGACCCUGACCUACAGGAGGUCAUUAGACCAGGGGCGUCUGGAAUCCCUGAGUUUGACCUAUCAAGGAUUAUUCCAUCAGAGAAACCAAGUCAAACACUGCAAUAUUUCCCUCGUGGGGAAGUUCCAGGCAGAAAACCACAACAAGGACCUGGUUUUUCUCACUUGCCUGGUAUGAUGGGAGAGCCAAACCCAAGAAUGGGUCUUCCUAUGCCUGGAAUGGGAGGACCAGGCCCAGUGGUUACAGAUAUGUCCUUAGGCGGUGGUCCAAACAUGCCAGGUCACAAUUCAAUGAGGCCACCAGGUUUUAUGCAGCAAGGCAUGAUUGGACCUCACCAUCGGAUGAUGUCACCAGCACAAUCAGGAAUGCCUGGCCAACUGACUAUGAUGGGAAAUCCAGGUGGGGUGGGUAUGAUGCCAGGAAAGGAAAGAAUGCCUGCAGGACUUUAUAGCCACCCUGGACCUGUGGGAUCUCCUAAUAUGUUGAUGUCAAUGCAGGGGAUGAUGGGACCUCAACAGAACCUCAUGAUUCCCCCACAGAUGCGCCCCAGAGGUAUGCCUACUGAUAUUGGGAUGAGUGGAUUCGGUCAAGGACCAGGUAACCCGGGGAACAUGAUGUUUUAA
Messenger RNA from Pelobates cultripes (western spadefoot toad), 39560 nucleotides. NCBI's taxonomy places the organism in Eukaryota, Metazoa, Chordata, Amphibia, Anura, Pelobatidae. The record is from the annotation of a GenBank genome assembly.